Messenger RNA from Delphinapterus leucas (beluga whale), 6048 nucleotides. Lineage: Eukaryota; Metazoa; Chordata; Mammalia; Artiodactyla; Monodontidae. The record is from RefSeq and is a predicted model, not a curated record.
UCAAGGGCGGGAGGGAGGAAGGGCCGAGCUGGAAAGGGCGUGCUGCCCUUUGCAGCUGGCGCUGGGAGCAGCCUGGUCUGCAGCAUUGUUACCUGAGGCAGCGGCCGCGCCCCGCCCCGCGCCGCCCUGCCCCCUCGCGGCCCCGAGCAGCCCUGACUGCAGUGACCCAGGAGGAGGCGACGGCGCUGGGAGACCGCGGGCGGCGGGGAGAGAGGAGCGCGCGCUGGGAGCGCCAGCCGCGGGUUUGGAAGAUGACACACAACGCAGUUGCCUUUGCUCUGGCGGCAGACUAGUGGGCGGAACAGUAUGACACAAAUUUGAUGUCGGUGUCUGCUUGUCUGCUUCCCCAAGGUCAAGAAAUUAUCUCCUUAGAAGGCAACAGUACUAUGCAUGUUAUGAAUUGUGUCUCCUUGGUCAGUGAUAAAGGAAAUGGGAAUAUUGCCACGACAGCUGGAUUCAUGAUUGGGCAAACGCCGCCACCACCACCUCCUCCUCUACCCCCUCCACCUCCACCAUGCCCAUACUCAGGAAAAGGGUUUCCUCCACCUCCCCCUCCCCCUCCACUGCCUGGGGGGCCUCCGGUCCCCCCUCCCCCCCCAGGACUACCCCCAACCUCCCACCUGAACGGCUACAGCCACCUCGGUAAGAAAAAGCGGAUAAGGAGCUUUUUUUGGAAAACCAUUCCAGAGGAGCAAGUUCGUGGCAAAACCAACAUCUGGACCUUGGCAGCCAGGGAGCAGCAUCACUACCAAAUUGAUACAAAGAGCAUCGAGGAGCUGUUUGGGCAGCAAGAAAAUACCACCAAGUCUUCCCCUUCUGGGCGAGGAGGGCCUUUAAAUUCGUCCUUCAGGGAGGGCAGAGAAGAGAUUACUAUCUUGGAUGCAAAACGGAGCAUGAACAUUGGGAUAUUUCUAAAGCAGUUUAAGAAGUCUCCUCUGUCCAUUGUGGAAGAUAUUCAUCAAGGAAAGAGUGAGCAUUAUGGAUCAGAGACAUUACGUGAAUUUCUUAAGCUUUUGCCAGAGUCAGAGGAGAUAAAGAAACUAAAGGCAUUUAGUGGAGACGUGGCCAAGCUGUCCCUAGCAGACUCCUUUCUGCACUGCUUAAUUCAGGUGCCAAACUGUUCACUGCGGAUUGAAGCCAUGGUGCUAAAGAAAGAAUUUUUGCCCUCUUGUUCUUCUCUAUACACAGAUAUAACCAUUCUAAGAACCGCUACAAAAGAGCUGAUGUCAUGUGAGGAGCUACAUUCGAUAUUACACUUGGUGCUACAAGCAGGGAAUAUCAUGAAUGCAGGAGGGUAUGCUGGCAAUGCAGUAGGAUUUAAACUAUCUUCUUUGCUCAAAUUGGCAGACACAAAAGCAAAUAAACCUGGGAUGAAUCUCCUGCACUUUGUUGCACAGGAAGCCCAGAAGAAAGAUGCUAUGCUUCUAAACUUUUCUGAAAAACUGCAUCAUGUUCAGGAGGCUGCUAGAUUAUCUCUGGAUAACACAGAGGCAGAGCUGCACUCGCUCUUUGUCAGGACAAGAUCUCUAAAGGAGAACGUCCAGCGGGAUGGUGAGCUCUGUCAGCAGAUGGAAGAUUUCCUUCAGUUUGCCCUGGGAAAGCUGGCAGAGCUGGAGCGCUGGAAGCAAAAGCUCCAGGACGAGGCCCACACCCUCAUCGACUUUUUCUGUGAAGACAAAGACACUGUGAAACUGGACGAGUGCCUUCAGAUAUUCAGAGACUUCUGUGUCAAAUUCAACAAAGCAGUGAAGGACAACCACGACCGCGAGGUGCAGGAGCUGAGGCGCCUGCAGCGGCUGAAGGAGCUGGAGCAGAAACGGCAUUUCUGGGCGGCUGGGGAGCUUGGAUUCGGCCGGAGCAGCAGUGAGAAUGACGUGGAACUGUUGACUAAGAGGGGCGUGGAGGACCUGCUGCCUUUCCUGUACUCCAGGCCCAUCAGCCUCUCCUACCGGCCCCCCAACACCCGCCGCUCCCGCCUCUCCCUGGGCAUCGUGGCCGACCGGGAGCUGCUGACCUUCCUGGAGAGCUCCACUGGCAGCCCGGAGGAGCUCAAGUUCCACAGCUUGCCCCGGAGCUGCCCCCGGCAGGCCCCAGCCAGCGGAGCCCAGACGGAGCCUGGAGGACAGAGGGACCAGGGCUCCAGCCCAGCACACAGACCUCCGGCCUCGGAGGCCCAGGAGGAAAACCCCCACCCCACCUCCGCUUGGCCGAGGCAGCUCCCGGCGCCCCGGCCUGAGGAACCCGCCCCCGCCUUACCCCGGGUUCGGCGCAAUGGGGUCAGCAUCCUCCGAAAGAGGAACAGCGAGCCCGUGGGCCUGGGUUCCGUGCGGUCCCCUCCACUUCCGCCGUUGGCUCUAGGGAUUAGGGAGCAUGAGCUGGUGACGGGUCUGGCCCAGUUCGACCUCCAGGCUGCCAAGGACCCGGAGGAGCUGGCCCCGCUGACCGUAAAUGACUUCAGCCCAAUGGAGCUGGCGUCCGUGGGGGAUGAGAGCCCGCAGUCCCUGGGCGCCAGCAACGGCAGCCCGACGCCUGUGGGCAGAGGUGCCCAGGGGCGUCCCAACCCGGUCCCGGGGGAUGGCAGCGCUGCCCCGGAUGAGCCCAUCAGCGCGGCUCCGGUAUCUGAGGGCAGCAGCGACCCCGAGAACCAAGAUCCUGGGUCUCUGUUCUACAUCUCGGACACCACCGACUGCUCGCUGACCCUGGACUGCUCGGAGGGAACCGACUCCAGACCCGAAGGGGGGGACCCGGGGGAGGGGGGCGACGGGGAGGGCUCCGUGUCCUCCAGGGCUGGGGAGACGGGCGGCAGCCAGGUCUCCUCAAACCCUGCCUGCCACCCGCCUGCGGAGGCUCCCAUUGCCGCCUCCGCCUCCGGCCGCUCCCUCUCAGGGAAGAGCGAGCCGGACUGCAAGGGGGGCCUGCCCAAGGACGGGCCGGCCAGAGGGAGGGAGGUGAUGGCCCCGAAGAGGAGCCCCCUCAAAGAGGCGUCGACGGGGGCGUCCAGGGCUGGGCCUGCCCGGCGGGGCGCGGCAGCGGCGGGGCCGGUGCGGACGCUGACGGGCUGGGAGAGCGAGAGCAUGCGCAAGGUCGUGCCCAUCUCGCGCGCCGGCCGCGCCCCCCCACCCGGCAAGCGCCCCCCUCGCGAGGGCCCCGUCGGCGCUAACCCGCCGGCGCCGCUGUCGCGCCGCAGCUCGGUGCUGGGGACCCCGAACGCGUCGCCCGGGAGGCCUUCGACGGCGGUCCGGCCCGGGAGGGAGCCCCCAGCGCCGCCCAGGAGCUCCUUCAGGAAGCCCAGCGCCAAGCCCCUGCGCAAUGUCCCACGGCAGAAGCCCGAGGAGAGCAAGAUAUGCCGCUCCGGCCCCCAGGGCCCCGACAGCCCCGAGGAGCCGCCCCGCGCCCCGCCGGCCCCCAGCGCGCCCCGCGGCCCGGCCCCGGUCCCCAGCUUCGCCCGCAACACUGUCGCCUCCUCGUCUCGGUGCCAGAGGACCGACUCCCCGCCUGUGGCCAGAUCCCCGGGCCUCACCCGGACCGUGUCGCAGCGGCAGCUGAAGGUGAAGGGUGGCCCCGAGGACGCCGCCCCCAAGGACAGCGGCGCCCUGCGGCGGAUCGGCAGCGCCCGCGCCCCCCGGAAGGGGCCCGAGUCAGCCGAGGGCCCCGGAGACAGCGCCCAGGCCCCGCCGAAGGGCCGCGGGGCCGGGGAAAGGGCCUCCUUCCGGCUGAAGGACGCCUGUCGGGGGGCGCUGGGGAAGGGGCUCCAUCCCUUGUGGAAGUGAGAGGCGUCCGCGCUCCCCGCUCGCCUCAUGGGGUUCGGGUGGUGAGGACUGAUUUCUGCGAAAGGCCGACCCCGAAUGUCUAUUCCACAUAAAGUCUGCCGGGGCCACCUGCCAGUGCUCCUGUCACCGAAGGUGCAGCCGUGGGGCCCGCCCACCAUGCCGCGCUGACUCUGGCUGGAUGGACGGACGGACGGACGUCCUGCUGCCAUGGGCAGGCAUCUCCACCCGCGCCCCGGAGGUGGACCAGGCGGACCCCGUCUCCCAAACAGACCACAGAGACCCGUGAACGACUCAGACGAGGAAAAUGACUUUCCUAUGUAACAAGUAAAAGAAGAUUUGGGGCCAGUUUUUAUGUAUCAAUGACUUAUGUUUUAAUAUAAAACUUAAACGUUGUUUUAGUUGGUUCCUUUCACGGAGUGAAAUGCGGCCCAGGGGGGAAAUGGUGAAGAUGUUUUUAUCUUCUUGUGUUCCCUGGCCUCAGGGUUCCACCUGCCCACCGCGUGCAUAGCUGGCAACUGGACUUCCGCAAUACCUUGGGUGUUCUGUGGUUGGCUCCGUCUUCCUGAAGACUUUCUUCUUUGCUCGCCUCACCCUGCUGACUUUGGUGAGGGUUUGGGUGUGGACAGGAGGGAAAGUGAGACUGGUGGACGGAAAUCGGGUGCUCCUGUGUGUUGGGGCAGGCACCGUGGGCAGUGGGGCAAGUCUCCCCUGCAGAUGGGUGGCAGCCCCUGGGAGAAUGCUGAAGCUUCCAGAGUUUAGAGGUGCCAUAUUUUGAUGGAAGGUCAUCAGGGAGUGUUCAGCUGAGCACAUCUUUCCCGUUGUGUUUUCUCAUUUGAGUAUCUGUUGUAAAACUGAGUGAAGGCUGCUACGACUUGUGUUCGCUCUAGUUACAGGGAAGAAAAAAACCCUUCAGUCUCCCACUCUUUCCUUUGCUAAUGUGACCUGGAGCCUGGAGAGAAGCUCUCUCCUCUCACCUCUCUCCCUCUCUCCCUCUCUCUCUCUCUCUCUCUCUCUCUCUCUCUCUCUCUCUCUCUCUCGAUACUUUUUAAUGUUGCUGUCUGUUCUUUGGUACAGUGGUUUUAAAUCCUGAGAAAAACCAGAUCAAGUUUUUAAAAACAGACCCAAAAAAAUUGCUUUAAGAAGAUUUUAUAUUAUCAGGAAAUUUUUGGAAAAAAAAGGCUUCAUUCAAAAGAAAGAGGAAAACAUGUACUAUUUCUACUCAGUGCCAGUUCACUAUUUCCCUCUGACUAAUUGGGAAAUGGGGGAAUUCUUGAAACUUUUUUGUUAUUUAAAAAUCCCCCCCCUUUUUUUCACUUUUGAUCACUUGUUAGUGAAACUUUGUUUUAGAUCUGACAGUGGUAGGUGGAUUUCGGCAAAUAUAAUGUAUUUGUGAUGAAUCCAUAUGGUCGAUGUUACAGUCUCCCUCCUGUAGAAUGUUGCCUUCCAUUCAAAUUAAUUGGAAACUCUGAGCUUCCAUAAGUCAGCUAAAUGGAAAAGGUAAACUUCAUGGUUGAAGAAGUAAGGCACUUGACCACAAAACCUCUUGUAAAAGCAGCCCUCAGUACGUAUUUCCAGUGCUCCACAAAGAUGAAUCCUGAGCCAUUUUUCACCAUCCCAAAAAGCCUUAAAAAUCAUGUAUUUAACCAUGCAGACAAAAAUGUUCAAACCAUAGGGCCUGUGAAAGAGAUCAAAAGUUUGUGGAUUUGUGGGUAGUGCCAGGGUCGGGACCCCUUGGCGGGACCCUAGAAACUGGGGUCAGAGUCCCUGUUCCAUCACUGAUGCUGUGUGGUUUUGGCAAGUCACUCUCUCUUCUUAAUCCUUUGUUUCCCAGUCUGCAGAAGUAGGGGCAUGGCCUCGAUCAUGGUCUUCAAGCGUCCUUCAAACUCCAAGAGUCCAAGUCAUCAUGAGCAACCAAGGACCCAUGUCUGCCCUGGGAUCAGCUUCCAGAACUAACCCCCAGCAUCUCUACAGCAGAGGUCUCACAUAAAGGGCCACUCAGAAGAAAGCACCUUCAGAAUGAGUUGUUGCUUUGAUAUCUAAUAAGCUGAGUUUCCUGAGAAGUGGUGUUUCGCUUAGCCCUAUGGACAGCUUGUAUGCAUCUGUGUGAACAGGUGAUCAUUCUAUUACCUUUUAUUGGUAGUAAGCUUGGAAAAAUAAUUUAAAUAUAUAAUGCAGAACUGUAAAUAAGUUUCUAUAUAAAUUUAAGAUAAACUGAAUGUAUUUAAAGGGCCAUUUGUAUGUUCUUUUAUGUAAUGUGUAGUUUAAUAAAGUUCCUGUU